GAAACGAUCCAAGCGCCGAAGCGUCGUGUAUAGCUACAAUGAGCUCCAUCUUUGAGGUCGAGCAGCUCCAAGCCAAGUACAAUCUCCCUCCUCGAAAGAUCUACGAACUCCACGCUCGAUUUCAAGCAGCGAUCAAGGGGGACAUGCGCGACCCAAACGUCAAUACGACAAUUCUCACGGCGCUCCUUCGCUCGUGCAUCGAGCCCAACACGACCGAGCCAUCGUUUUCCCGGUUCGUCGAGCACUACACGCUCUUCUCAUCCGACAAGCUGCCCGACAAGCUGCAAGCAAUCCACCAGUGGCUGCUGCUUAUGGCCCACAAGGAGACGCCUACGAGCAUGAACGAUCUCUCUCCAAGCGACCUCCGAGGGAUUCUAGCACCGUACUCGAGUGACCCUGCGCUCUUAAGCCUUCAGAUCAACGACAUGCUGCCGACGACCGAGUCGACGGGGCUGUCGGCAGCAGCCUUUGCAUCGUACGUGACGACGCGACGUCCCGUGCCGGAGCUCGCGACGAUGUUGUCGCAAACCAAGUAAAGGUGGAUGGAUGAAUUUGGAUUUUUAAACA
Messenger RNA from Saprolegnia diclina VS20, 567 nucleotides. RefSeq lists its product as hypothetical. NCBI's taxonomy places the organism in Eukaryota, Oomycota, Saprolegniomycetes, Saprolegniales, Saprolegniaceae. The record is from RefSeq and is a predicted model, not a curated record. The transcript has 6 exons. The coding region runs from base 39 to 536 and encodes 165 amino acids.